AUGCUCCCAGAUCUGGUGGACGCUGUGAACAUCACCAGUCACAUUCAGCACAUCCACGGCACAUAUGGACAGUCGGCUCUCCUCUCAGUGCAGUACAGCAGCUCGAGCAGCGACAAACCUGUGGUAAAAUGGCAGCUGAACAGAGAGAAACCUAUCACUGUGGUGCAGUCAGUGGGCGCAGACAUCAUAGGGAACCUACGUGCAGACUACAAGGAUCGGAUACAUGUUUUUGAGAAUGGCUCUCUGCUAAUCAGUAACCUCCUUCUGUCCGAUGAGGGGACCUACGGGGUGGAGGUCUCCAUCACCGAUGAUACGUUUACAGGAGAAAAGACCAUCAACCUCACUGUGGACGUUCCAAUAUCCAAGCCCCGUGUCACGGUCCCGUCAUCCACUGUCCUGGAGCUCGCAGAGAACUUCACGCUGAGCUGCAUCCAUGAUAAUGGCACAAAGCCCCUCUACACCUGGCUGAAGGGGGGAAAGACCCUGGCCAAUGACUCCAGGAUACUACUCUCCCCCGACCACCGAGUGAUGACCAUCUCCAGGGUCACCAUGGCCGAUGAUGACAUCUACAUUUGCUUGGUGGGAAAUCCCAUCAGCAGUGGACGCAGCACUCCAUUUAAGCUCACUGUCUACAGAAGAAGCUCUUUGUACAUCGUCCUGUCUAUGGGAGGAAUAUUUUUACUGGUUACCUUGGUAACAGUCUGCGCUUGCUGGAAACCAUCCAGAAAGUACGUGACAGUCAUCAGUAUUUUGACUUUCUUCCUCUUCCUCAUCUGUGUCUGUCUAAGUUUCAUCUUCUAUAAUGUGAUAACAAAAAGGAGUUUAUAG
Molecule: messenger RNA, 828 nt
Organism: Staurois parvus
Lineage: Eukaryota; Metazoa; Chordata; Amphibia; Anura; Ranidae
Source: the annotation of a GenBank genome assembly